GACAACAAAAAAAUUUGUAAAAUCGUAAACAAAUUGCAAUAAAUUACCAAAAUUUUCCAACAUAAAUUUAAUUAAUAAAAACGCAAUUUAAUACUCAAAUAUAAUACAUUUAUUAAAUACAAAUCCGAAGAACAAAGUUAUACUUUUAAACAGCUGCUGUUGGUAAAUUUCUGUGUGCCAAAAUAACAAAAAAAAAAUCAAAUUUAAUAAAUGCCAGGCAGGUUAUAAAUGUUUAGACGAAUAGCAACUGAUAAAUUGAUAUUCAGUCAAAAGUCAUUCGGGGCAUCUCUUCCAGCUGUUUGUAAGAAGUUUAGCACAACGAAUUGUUUGAAAGAAAAUCGUAUGGACAGAUUCACACUUCCUAAACGAUUCCAAGGAACAACAAGUGUUUGGAAUGAAUAUGUUCCACUCGCAUUAAAAUACAAACCCCUUAACUUAGGACAAGGUUUUCCCGAUUUUGCUGCCCCUGAAUACGUGACAGACGCUUUGAGUAAAAUCGCCUCAAGUGACAAUCCACUCAUGAAUCAAUAUACUCGAGGAUUUGGCCAUCCAAGGCUUGUUCAAGCUCUUUCGAAGCUUUAUUCAAAGUUAGUUGGGCGUGACAUUGAUGGUAACACCGAGGUCAUGAUUACGUGUGGUGCUUACGAGGCUCUAUUCUGUGCCAUUUUGAGUAAUGUUGAUGCUGGCGAUGAAGUCAUCAUUAUCGAACCGUUUUUCGAUUGCUACGAACCCAUGGUGCGAGCUGCUGAUGGAGUUCCACGAUUUAUUCCAUUAAAACCUACCAAAACUGAUGGAGUAAUAACAUCUGCCGAUUGGGUCUUGGAUGAAAAAGAGCUAGAGAAUCUCUUUAAUGAAAAAACCAAAGCCAUUAUCAUCAAUACUCCUCACAAUCCAAUUGGAAAGGUUUUCAAUCGUGAAGAAUUGGAAAAAAUUGCCGAAUUAUGUAAAAAAUGGAAUGUUCUUUGCAUUUCUGAUGAAGUCUACGAAUGGCUGGUCUUUGAUAAAGCCGAACACAUUCGAAUUUGUUCACUUCCCGAUAUGUGGGAGCGAACAGUGACAAUUGGUUCGGCUGGAAAGACCUUUUCAGUUACCGGCUGGAAGAUUGGUUGGGCCUAUGGACCAUCAAAUCUUAUAAAUAAUCUACAAAUGGUUCAUCAAAAUUGUGUAUUCACAGUUGCUACGCCUCUGCAAGAGGCUGUUGCUCAAGGUUUUGAAUUAGAAAUGACACGUUUAGAUUCGCCCGAGUGUUAUUUCAAUUAUUUGCCAAAAGAUUUAAAGAAAAAGAGAGAUUAUAUGGCAAAGUUCCUUGAAGAUGCUGGUAUGAAACCAACAAUACCAGAUGGAGGUUAUUUUAUGUUGGCAGAUUGGUCGAGUUUGGAAAACAAAGUGGAUAUGAAUUCAGAAACAGACAAAUAUCGAGAUUAUCGAUUCACUAAAUGGAUGACCAAAAGUAUGGGUUUGCAAGGUAUACCUCCGAGUGCAUUUUAUAGCGAACAAAAUAAACCACUGGCUGAGAAUUAUGUUCGUUAUUGCUUUAUGAAGAAGGAUGAAAACUUGCAAAAAGCUGAAGAAGUUUUUAAGAAGUGGAAAUGAGUGUAAAGUUAUCUGUUUUUAUUUUUUAUAU
Messenger RNA from Episyrphus balteatus (marmalade hoverfly), 1624 nucleotides. RefSeq names its product kynurenine aminotransferase (gene Kyat). Gene Ontology annotation, cellular component: mitochondrion; cytoplasm. Gene Ontology annotation, molecular function: pyridoxal phosphate binding; L-kynurenine:2-oxoglutarate transaminase activity. Gene Ontology annotation, biological process: biosynthetic process. The transcript has 6 exons. Lineage: Eukaryota; Metazoa; Arthropoda; Insecta; Diptera; Syrphidae. Bases 229 to 1593 code for a protein of 454 amino acids. The record is from RefSeq and is a predicted model, not a curated record.